UCUCGGGCAUGGGUCAUCCUUUUCUAUGAAGUCUGGUAUCUCACGUUGUCCUGAGGUUAAAGACGCCUCCUCACUAGCUUUUUUAACACCGUCGAUGGUUUUUUCCUCUGGAUGCAGCACAGCUGCUGCUAGCCUGUCUACAGACAGAGCUCUUUGUUUUGACUCUCAGCCCUGAACAUGCUUGGAAAUGAGAACAAAUGGCACAGAGUUUACGAUUGCACUUCGCUGCCAGAAGAAGCAAGACUUACCCUCUGUCGGAACCCUCUGGAGAUGACUUGGAUAGCCAUGUUCACACACACGGCGAGAGGCCACCCCGGAUCUCAGUGGCCAGUGUGGUUCAAAUGAGGCUGACCCCCAGACAGACGCCGCUGGCUCCGUGGGUAGAGCACAGAUCCUCUGAAAGUACUGACAAAAAGAGCAGCUGCCUGCAGAUCUCACUGCAGCCCAGGUAUGGAGGGUGUCUACCACCCGGCACUGGUGUGGCUGAUAGGGAUGAUACUUCCUUUACCUGUGCUUUAAAGGAUGGUGUGUACAGCAGCAGUGGCGUCGACGGUGAGCUGUGUAGUGGCAGCCUCAGUAACUUUUCAGCCAGUGACAAUGGGUCUUACAGCAGCAACGGCAGUGAUUAUGGGUCUUGUGCAAGCCUCGCAAGUGGAGGCUCCUACACCAGCAGUGUUGUCAGUGACAGUAGUGGUUAUGAGACCUUUUUCAGUGGAAAUUUACCUUCUGACAACGCCUCCAACAGAAGCGUGCCAGUCACCACUACUCCCUGUGAAGCUAUGUGCAGAAGCCCCAGUAGGCUUUCCUUUACCCAGGAGGACCUGGAUCAUGGAGUAGAAAUUACGAAACUGCCGGUGAGCAGGAACGCAAAGGUUCCACUGAAGCGCUGCACAUCUUUGGUCAUUUUCCCCAGAAGUCCUUCAAACACUCCACCAGCAUCACCGACAAGCAGAGGUGCCUACCAGACCUCACACCAGUUGGUUGUAUCUCCUACUGAAAUUGCACAUCAUGAAGAUGGAGCUGGCACCAAAGGCUUUCUGUCAACAGCUGUCAACGGGCUUCGAUUAUCUAAGAUAGUUUGUACUCCUGGAGAAGUCAGAGAUGUACGGCCACUCCAUGCCAAGGGCUCAUUGCAAAAUAAAAUUGUCAUUUCAAAUAAUAGACCCAAACAAACUAUGUGUGAGAAAUUGCCAGAAGGAUUUUCCUGUGUUUCGGUGCACUUGACCCAACAAAAGCCAGCAUCGUCAGAUUGUGCAAACGCCCAUGGUGACUGCACAUCAGAGAGGUUAGAACUUCAGCUCCAGUCUGAUUCGGACCAUGGCAUGCUCAAACAGAGGGCAGCCCCUUGCUUACGAACCACACCAGGCAUGGAUUACCAUUUAGACAUCCGUGGAGAGUUGGAAAGACCAAAUUCAAAAAUAAGCAAAGGCCAUGCUGCUUUGCAAAGAAGUGUUUCACUGGGUGGGACAUACCCAAAUAUUUCCUAUUUAUCCAGCCUGAAGCACAAUUGUCUAAAGGGGGGACCAUCUCAGUUGCUCAUAAAGUUUGCAUCUGGGAAUGACGGUAAAGUUGAUAGUUUCUGGAGAGAGAGAGACUUGACAAAUGAACUGUCUGGUGUCUGUAAGACAAGAGAUGAUUUCCUAGGUCAAGUGGAUGUCCCUCUCUAUCCUUUACCGACUGAAAACCCAAGAAUGGAGAGACCAUAUACAUUUAAGGAUUUUGUUCUUCAUCCAAGAAGCCACAAAUCAAGAGUUAAAGGUUAUCUGAGAUUAAAAAUGACUUACUUACCUAAAAAUGGCUCAGAUGAUGAAAACGCAGACCAGGCUGAGGAGUUAGAGCCUGGCUGGGUUGUUUUGGACCAACCAGAUGCUGCCACCCAUUUGCAGCAUCCACCAGAACCAUCUCCCCUACCUCCAGGAUGGGAAGAGAGGCAGGAUGUCCUUGGAAGGACCUACUACGUAAACCAUGAAUCUAGAAGAACACAGUGGAAAAGACCAAGCCCUGAUGAUGACCUCACAGAUGAAGACAACGAUGAUAUUCAGCUGCAGGCCCAGCGAGCAUUUACCACUAGGCGGCAGAUAUCGGAGGACGUGGAUAACCUUGACAGCCGAGAGUCUCCCGAGAAUUGGGAAAUCGUACGAGAAGAAGAGAACACCGAGUAUGGUGGUCAGGCUGUCCAGUCACCUCCAUCGGGUCACGUAGAUGUGCAGACUCACCUUGCAGAGGAGUUCAGUGCCAGACUCGCUGUGCAUGGAAAUCCAGCCACCAGCCAGCCAGUCACCAGCUCAAAUCAUUCCAGCAGAGGAGGCAGCUUGCAAACCUGUAUCUUUGAGGAACAGCCUACACUUCCUGUGCUUUUGCCUACUUCAUCUGGAUUACCACCAGGUUGGGAAGAAAAACAAGAUGACAGAGGAAGAUCAUACUACGUAGACCACAACUCUAAAACCACCACAUGGUCUAAGCCCACCAUGCAGGAUGAUCCAAGAUCGAAAAUUCCUGCUCAUCUGAGAGGAAAGAUACCAGUUGACUCCAAUGACCUGGGACCCUUACCUCCAGGCUGGGAAGAACGAACCCACACAGAUGGGAGAGUCUUCUUCAUAAAUCACAAUAUAAAAAAGACCCAGUGGGAAGAUCCUCGCUUGCAGAACGUGGCAAUAACUGGACCAGCAGUGCCCUACUCCAGAGAUUACAAGAGGAAGUACGAGUUCUUCAGAAGGAAGCUGAAGAAACAGACUGACAUUCCAAACAAAUUUGAAAUGAAGCUUCGCCGUGCAAACAUCCUGGAGGAUUCUUACCGGAGAAUUAUGGGUGUGAAGAGAGCUGACUUUCUCAAGGCACGGCUCUGGAUCGAGUUCGAUGGUGAAAAGGGCCUGGACUAUGGAGGAGUUGCCAGAGAGUGGUUCUUCCUCAUCUCAAAGGAAAUGUUUAAUCCUUACUACGGCCUGUUUGAAUAUUCUGCAACGGAUAAUUACACCCUACAGAUUAAUCCUAACUCGGGCUUGUGUAAUGAAGAUCACCUUUCAUACUUCAAGUUCAUUGGUCGUGUGGCUGGGAUGGCAGUUUAUCACGGCAAGCUGUUGGAUGGGUUUUUCAUCCGCCCGUUUUACAAGAUGAUGCUUCAGAAACUGAUAACACUGCAUGACAUGGAGUCUGUGGAUAGUGAGUAUUACAGUUCUCUGCGAUGGAUUCUUGAAAACGACCCGACGGAGCUGGACCUAAGAUUUAUCAUAGAUGAAGAGCUUUUCGGACAGACACAUCAACAUGAACUGAAAACUGGUGGGUCGGAGACUGUUGUAACCAAUAAGAACAAAAAGGAGUAUAUCUACCUUGUAAUACAAUGGCGAUUUGUGAACCGUAUCCAGAAGCAAAUGGCUGCUUUUAAAGAGGGAUUUUUUGAACUGAUACCACAGGAUCUCAUCAAGAUAUUUGAUGAAAAUGAGCUAGAGCUUCUCAUGUGUGGUCUGGGAGAUGUGGACGUGAACGACUGGCGUGAACAUACAAAAUACAAAAAUGGCUACAGCUUGAACCACCAGGUCAUCCACUGGUUCUGGAAGGCUGUUUUGAUGAUGGAUUCAGAAAAAAGAAUACGCUUACUUCAGUUUGUUACUGGCACAUCCCGUGUGCCUAUGAAUGGAUUUGCUGAACUCUAUGGCUCGAAUGGACCACAGUCCUUCACAGUGGAACAGUGGGGCACCCCUGAUAAGCUGCCAAGAGCACAUACCUGCUUCAAUCGCCUGGACCUGCCACCCUAUGAAUCCUUUGACGAACUCUGGGAUAAACUUCAGAUGGCGAUUGAGAACACACAGGGCUUUGAUGGGGUUGAUUAGAUUACAGGAACAAGCUGUGGUGUCUUGUACACCAUAGUUUCUAAGCAAAAGCAAAAACAAAAUCACAUUUUAACAUUUUCUAGAUAGUUUCUAAAAGAUGGCCACUGGCUCUUCCCACCGAGACCAGGGGACAGUUUAUCCAUUAGUUUAGCCACCACCAUGCUGACCUGGUCACUUGUCCAGUUACUUUGUCUAGUUGUUGGGAUUCAUGUGUAGGACAGGAUGUGAGUCCUGUAUGCCUGAGUUCUGACUGUAUCUCAUCUUGCUAGGCACAUCCUUCUGAAACUACUGAGAUUCCAACUGUGAAGUAUCUGUAAUGAGUAGCUGGUGGGAAGAAUUUGAUGCUUUUUAAAGAUGAAAUUUGGACAAAGAAAGUCUUUAGUGAUUAGUGUACCGCGACAUACUUAGUACCACAUGUCGCUACUUAUUCUGUAGACCUGCCUAGUGUACCUUAUCGCCUAGAACCUUGAAGCCGCUUUGGAAGAUGCAUCACAUGUGUUUUUAGUCACUUAAGUCACUUGUUUUAAAAAAAAAAAAAAAAAGUUACUCUUCACUUGGGAAGUAUUUCAUGUUUGUUAGCAUGCAGCUUGAGCCUACAGGCCAUUCUAGAGACAAGUGGAGCAAGCUUUUAUUUGCAAUGUGUAGUAAGUAUUAGGCCUCCUUUUUGCCUGUGCAUUCUCAAGGCUAGAGUCAUUAUGUGUUAGUGCAUUAGAAUUCCUUCAAACACGAAGCAAGCUCCACAACGCAGUGUUUCUAAGCAUGCCGUGAAGAACCGAGUUACAUGUAUGACUUGCCCUUACCAGCCACUCUUCACGCUUGCAGUCACGUAGUACAUACGUGUUUACGGAGUUCAUUAUGUUUACAGAUUAAGCGAAUUUCUGUAGUUGCAUUUUUAUAUUUUUAGUAUCACAUUAGUAUAAAAAUUUGUUUAAAAUAACCAAAGAGUAGUUCAAUGCAUAAUUUGUAUGAAUUUGUUACCAGGUUUCUUAUGCUUUCUAAAAAAAAUACCGUUUUCCUAUGAGAAUUAUGUUUUAUUAAAAAUCAAAAACCCUAGGGGCAAAAUGCUACAGGUGGAACCCCACAGUAACCAUGUUGAAGUACAGGAAGAGAUCCCAUGCAUGAGACUGCACACAUAAACAGUGAUGGCUGGCUGUGUACCAGGCCCUUGAGAUAAAAUUGUCAGCAAAAAUCCAGCUCCGUCUUCAUCCUCAAGCUUAGAAACAUGUAGGUGACUUUACUAACAGUGGAAAAUAGGAGUUUGCAGAAUAAGGCAGAAGGACAGGAAAGCGAGGUCCUAGUCCGACUGCAAGAUCAUAUCUGCUAAGGCUCUUCUAUUCAUCUUACACUAGUGAUUAUAUGGAAAACGCUCUUAGAUAUGAGAAAAGCAGUGUGGCAUGUAAUGAGUUAGUGCAAGCUUGUGUUAUGAACUUCCCAGAAUGGCCUGUGGAAGAUGCAAGAAAUACUUGGGGCCAUUGAUUUAAGCUUGUUGGCUUUAACAUGACUAGUGGCUGUCAGCCAUAGUAGGGAUUUCAGUGACAGCAGCAAAAAAACACUUUCCAUAGGCCACACCAUCUGUUCGUCAGGGAAAGAUACCCCCAGGCCAGUGCAUGCUUCCAGAGUGUCUUGAUCAGAGUCAGGCAGGCAUGGCCACCGUCCAGUCUUGACUUUACCAUUGGCCAGCUGAGCCUGCAGCACAGGGUGCCAGUUUCCCCAUCUGGCAGAUGUGAAUAGCUGUGCCCACACAUUCUGUCUCUUGAGGCUCUGGUAAGUUCUUACAGAGGUACUUUACUGCAAGCCACCAGAGUCUAAGUCAGCUGUCUCCCCUCGCAGUAAGCCUGUUCACCUAGAAUAAAAGUGAUUCAGAGUAGGCGAGGAUGAUCCUAAUGUGUGCUGGCUUAUGUGUGUGUUCAUGUAUGGAUCUCCGCGUCAAAGUUCACUUUCUCCAUAGUGGCAAAGUAACACUAAUAUGGGCCAAUGUGUUAUCUGGAAUGUCCCAUUGUAUGGAACUAAGGGUGAAAACGGAAUUGUACACGGUUGUUGAGUGUCGCCUCUGAGAACUCAUCCACAGCAGAGCUUAGGAAACACAGCUUCCUCUCUUCCUCACACCCAUUUCCCUUUGGAUGAUUCAGUGACUUCACUAGAGCCUGCGUGAAGGAGACCAGGCGAGUCCCCACCUCUACCCCAGGUGUGUAGUAAUAGUCCGGAGGGACCCUGGCUGUGGCUGGGACACCACAGCCCCCAUGCCAGCGCAUGCAAACAUCUCAUUGACAUUCUACCACUGGGGCAUUGUGGAGUCACUUUCAUGAAACAGGAAGGCUUUGUACUUCUCUAGAAAAAGUGUUUUAGCCUUCUUUUUCUCUAAUCCCCACCACCAACAAAUGAAACACAAAAUUGCAUUACAAAAGCAAACCCAAAUGGCAUUUGUUUUCGAUUUUAUUUAUACCGCUCAAGUUAUUCCUUUUAAGUAUCAAGUUAAACUCAAUUGGUUUUAAUGAUAAGCUAUUUGACAUUGUUUUUAAAUUUUUUCUUAUAUGGUAAAUGUAUAUCCAGAUUAAUGUAUCGAAAUUUAUUGCAUAAACUAUAAAAUCAUUUUCAAAAUCUCAAUUCCACAAAUAAAGUUCUAUUCUAAUUUUAAAAACAAA
Mastomys coucha (southern multimammate mouse) is the source of this 6469-nucleotide messenger RNA. RefSeq names its product NEDD4 E3 ubiquitin protein ligase (gene Nedd4). Bases 198 to 3827 code for a protein of 1209 amino acids. Lineage: Eukaryota; Metazoa; Chordata; Mammalia; Rodentia; Muridae. Gene Ontology annotation, molecular function: sodium channel inhibitor activity; ubiquitin protein ligase activity; protein binding. The transcript is spliced from 24 exons. The record is from RefSeq and is a predicted model, not a curated record. Gene Ontology annotation, biological process: receptor internalization; neuromuscular junction development; receptor catabolic process.